CCCGUAUCCUUCUAAUGCUGGACAAAUUUGUAGCUGUCGGGGCUGCAUUCUUUUUCUGUGCCAAUGCGUUCGCGAUAGCAGCCGUAGCGAGUCCAUGGUGGAUAAUAUACAAACCGCGAGAGAACCGCGCCGGUGUCAACAAGUACGGUCUGACCGUCUCUUGUCGUCAGGAUCCGGAUGGUCAUCGUGAAUGGUGUGGCUACGUUGAUGUUCCUGGUGAAUGGACCGCCACUCUGGUGCUGCUGGUUGUCGGGAUUGUGUGUAUGUGUGUCACCACGUUUCUGUUGGUGCUCUCGCUCUAUAAGAACGAGCUUCUUGGGAAAGCGCAGAAAGUGGCGUUUGCAGGAAUGGUUCUAUUCUGUAUGGCCGCGCUCGUCUUUCCUGUCGGAUUCUAUUUCGAAGAAAUUGGUGGUACGCCGUACAAGCUGAUGCCGUCGACAUCCAAAGUCGGCACAUCGUACGUUCUCUUUGUCAUGGCCAUUUUCUUUACAAUAAUCGGGGAGCUAUUUGCUUGCCGUGUGUGUGCACCCAUGUUCUAAGGAACUCUGAUUGGCAGCAUAGUGCUGUUGUGUAGUGAUAGAGAUCGGUGAGUAGAUACAACUAUAUUAGAUGGCUGUCGUUCGAAAAUCGUGAGACUUCAUUGUAAUAUAGAAGAUUGGUUUGAUGAGAAUAAGAGGAACUGUAUGACUAGCUGUAGUGCUGUGAAUUAGCAUGCAGUUGUUGUGUUAUUCGUAGAGUUGAUUUAGAUUCGAAGAAACA
This is a messenger RNA of Corticium candelabrum, 759 nucleotides long. RefSeq names its product modulator of smoothened protein-like. Gene Ontology annotation, cellular component: Golgi apparatus; ciliary membrane. The transcript has 3 exons. Gene Ontology annotation, biological process: negative regulation of smoothened signaling pathway. The coding region runs from base 15 to 539 and encodes 174 amino acids. The record is from RefSeq and is a predicted model, not a curated record. NCBI's taxonomy places the organism in Eukaryota, Metazoa, Porifera, Homoscleromorpha, Homosclerophorida, Plakinidae.